Messenger RNA from Pocillopora damicornis (cauliflower coral), 1091 nucleotides. RefSeq lists its product as uncharacterized. The record is from RefSeq and is a predicted model, not a curated record. Lineage: Eukaryota; Metazoa; Cnidaria; Anthozoa; Scleractinia; Pocilloporidae.
AACCGGUGCACUAAUGACAGCAAAGUAUGUGGUGUAAAUGCGAGGUGCAUAAAGACUGAUCACUCUUAUGGCUGCACCUGCAAAGAAGGAGUCACGAGAGCUGGAGGGUUUUGUUCAGAUGACGAAUGUCGCACCAUUAUUUUCCAAACACCAAUACACAACAAAGUCAUAGAGGGCAAUGUCAUCAGAACUGAAGAGGUUUCACAUCAGGGGAGCUGUAAUGAAAUGUGUCAUAUGGAACCUAGCUGUGUGUCCAUGAACUUUGGACCCAAGGUGGGAGGAAACUUCACCUGCGAAUUGAAUCAGGAUCAUUCUUCGGAGGGAGACCAAAGCCCGCUUGUUCCACAAAGUAAAAAUGGUCACAUUUAUCUCGCUAUUGAGAAUCCCUGCAGCAGCAAUCCAUGUUCAAACAAUGGCACGUGUCAAGCUGGAUACACUGAUAAAGGGUUUCGCUGCAAAUGUCCUUCAGGGUUCACUGGCGCACACUGCAAUAAAGCUUGCAGCUUUGACUUUGAAGAUGGAAUCGGCGCAUGGGAAAUGACAGGCACAGCUUUCAUUUACCAGCCAACAUUUGGUGACAAUCCAGUGGCACGCAAUAGAGAUAGCGCCAAUCAGCAAGGGGACUGGUGGAUAGGGGGGAUAGAGAAACGACCCAGCGAGAGCGAUCCAGCAGGACACUUGCACCCAGGUGGUGCCGAUCUACCCCAGGGAACUCUAAUUUCUCCUUGUUUCCGUAUCGCUGGCAGAGAUAUCUCGUUUCUCAUCGGUGGAGGAUGUACCAUAAGUGAUAUCCGUGCGGAGCUUAUUGUCGACAACCAGGUUGUCAGAAAAGAAACAGGCAGUUGUAGCGAGACAAUGUACCGUAAGAGCUGGGACGUAAAAGAAUUCAUUGGUCAAUACGCCCAAGUCAGACUAGUUGAUGAGAGGGAUCGUCGUUGGGGUCACAUCAACUUUGAUGACCUGAAGGGAGGUAUUAUUUGUCCUCACAAUUCAGACGAAAACAACUGAAGGGAAAGUAACGGCACAAAAGGAUAAGCGUUUUUCAGGUUUUUACAGAUAGUCGCCUUGUGACUGUACAGUAAGGUUUUACA